Messenger RNA from Gymnogyps californianus (California condor), 8796 nucleotides. RefSeq names its product platelet derived growth factor receptor beta (gene PDGFRB). Gene Ontology annotation, biological process: multicellular organism development; positive regulation of kinase activity; protein phosphorylation. Bases 276 to 3557 code for a protein of 1093 amino acids. Gene Ontology annotation, molecular function: platelet-derived growth factor binding; platelet-derived growth factor beta-receptor activity; ATP binding. Gene Ontology annotation, cellular component: signaling receptor complex. NCBI's taxonomy places the organism in Eukaryota, Metazoa, Chordata, Aves, Accipitriformes, Cathartidae. The record is from RefSeq and is a predicted model, not a curated record. The transcript is spliced from 23 exons.
CACAGCCUUGCCUCUCCUUUUCAGUUUAUUUUAUUUUUUUUUCCCCUCCUCCCCUCCACUUCAUUUCUUCCCUCUCUUUCUCCUUUAAGUGGAAAAGCCUUGCCAGCUGGGGAAGGCUGGGAGGGCAGGGAGAGCCUCGGCAGGCAGCAGAUAAAGAGUGCGGAGGAGGAGAGGAAGGAAUUUCGGGGCGGCCAGCGCCCGUGGGACGUGCGGCACAGGCGCUCGCCCGGUGGGACCCUGCCCAAGGAUACGGCCACCGAGCCACGGAGCCCGCCAUGCUGCGCCCCUCUCUGAAGACAUCUCUCUGGCUCCUCAUCGUCACUGGUCUGCUGGAGGUAACGUCCGGGGGCAGCAGGCUGCACAUCGAACCCGAAGACACUGAGCUUGUACUCGGCCUCCACAGCACCUUCUCCCUCUUGUGCUAUGGGGAUGGCGCUCUGGUCUGGGAACGGGAGGGUCAGCCCCUCACCGCCUCGCUGGAGCACAGGGAUGGUGUCUUCAUCAGCAAUCUCACGCUCAGGAACGUGACGGGCCGUCACACUGGGGAGUACACGUGCACCUACAGCCCUGACCAGGCUCCAGAAUCAAUGGAGAGGAAAGCCCUGUACAUCUACGUUCCAGAUCCCUCCCUAGUCUUCCUCCCCACAGUCACCUCCGAAGAGCUCUUCAUCUUCAUCACGGGCUACACAGAGGCCGUCAUCCCAUGCCGCGUGACCAACCCGCAGAUGCAGGUGACCCUCUAUGAGAAAAAGGUGGAGAACCCCAUCCCAGCUGCUUAUGACCCACAACAGGGAUUCAAAGGCUUCUUUGAGGAUAAGACCUAUUUCUGCCGGACAAUCGUGGAUGACCAGGAGAUGGAUUCAGACACCUUCUACGUCUACAGGAUCCAGGUCUCAUCUGUGAACGUCUCCAUCAGCGCAGUGCAGACCAUAGUGCGUCAGGGAGAAAACGUUACCCUGAUGUGCACCGUGAGCGGCAAUGAGCUAGUGAACUUCAACUGGGAUUAUCCACGCAAGCAAGCAGGGAAGGCUGUGGAACCAGUGACCGACUUCCUGCCCGGAUCCACCCACGAGAUCCGCUCCAUCCUCAUCAUCCAGAACGCGGAGCUGGAGGACAGUGGGACCUAUGUCUGCAACGUCUCCGAGGGCUACCAUGAGAAAACAGACCGGAAAGACAUCACAGUCCAUGUGAUCGAGCAUGGCUUUGUGCGCUUCCACACCCGCCUGCCCAGCACGGUGUACGCCGAGGUCCACAAGAGCCGCACCAUCCAGGUGGAGGUGGAGGCCUACCCACAACCCAGCAUUGUGUGGCUGAAGAACAACAAGACAUUGACCAUGGAGAGCAGCAGCGAGUUCACCAUCACCAGCAGGAACCUGUCAGAAACCAGGUACCAGACGGCUCUGGUGCUGGUGCGGGUGAAGCAGGAAGAAGGAGGAUUUUACACCAUCCGGGCUUCCAAUGAGGAUGAUGAGCAGGAGCUGUCCUUCCAUCUGCAGAUAAAUGUGCCAGCCAAAGUGGUGGAUCUCAAGGAGAACAGCAGUGCCAGCAGUGGGGAGCAGACUGUAACAUGCUCUGCUGAAGGCAUGCCCCAGCCGGAGAUCAGCUGGUCUACUUGCAGCGACAUCAAAUGGUGCAGCACCAAGGGGCAGCCCACCCGGCUGCUGGGGAACGAGUCCACAGAGAUCGGUCUGCAGACCAACACCACGUACCAUGCGGAGUUGCAGGUGUACCGUGUGAACAGCACCCUGCAGCUGCACAGGGUGGACGAGCCCCUGCUCCUGAGAUGCACCGUGCAAAACUUCCUGGGCACCAACUCCCAGGACAUCACUCUGGUCCCACACGCCUUGCCAUUCAAGGUGGUCAUCAUCUCUGUCAUCCUGGCCUUGCUGGUCCUCACCGUCAUCUCCCUGAUCAUCCUGAUCGUCCUGUGGCAGAAGAAACCUCGUUAUGAAAUCCGCUGGAAGGUGAUUGAGUCAGUCAGCUCCGAUGGGCACGAGUACAUCUACGUGGAUCCCAUGCAGCUCCCUUACGACUCCAGCUGGGAGGUGCCCAGGGACAAGCUGGUGUUAGGACGCACUCUCGGCUCCGGCGCCUUUGGACGUGUGGUGGAGGCAACAGCCCAUGGCCUGAGCCAUUCGCAGUCCACCAUGAAAGUGGCAGUCAAAAUGCUCAAGUCCACUGCCCGGAGCAGCGAGAAGCAAGCCCUCAUGUCCGAGCUGAAGAUCAUGAGCCACCUGGGACCUCACCUCAACAUCGUCAACUUGCUGGGGGCCUGCACCAAAGGAGGGCCCAUCUAUAUCAUCACUGAGUACUGCCGCUAUGGGGACCUGGUGGACUACCUGCACCGCAACAAGCACACCUUUCUGCAGUCCUACGGCGAGAAGGCACGGCGAGAGGCAGAGGUGUACGGGAACACCGCCAAGGAGGACCAUGUGCAGAGUCACCUCUCCUUGUCUGUUGAGAGCGAUGGGGGCUACAUGGACAUGAGCAAGGACGACUCCCUGGAUUAUGUGCCCAUGUCUGACAUGAAGGGUGAAGUCAAGUACGCUGACAUCGAGUCCUCUAACUACGGCACCCCAUACGAGCUGGACAGCUAUUCCCCGUCAGCUCCUGAAAGAACAGACCGGGUGACGCUGAUAAACGAGUCUCCACUCCUCAGCUACAUGGACUUGGUGGGCUUCAGCUUCCAGGUGGCCAAUGGGAUGGAGUUCCUGGCUUCCAAAAAUUGCGUGCAUCGUGACCUGGCUGCCAGGAACGUCCUCAUCUGUGAGGGGAAGCUGGUGAAGAUCUGUGACUUUGGCCUGGCGAGGGACAUCAUGAGGGAUUCCAACUAUAUCUCCAAAGGCAGCACCUUCUUGCCCCUUAAGUGGAUGGCUCCAGAGAGCAUCUUCAACAACCUCUACACCACUCUGAGCGAUGUGUGGUCCUUCGGGAUUCUCCUCUGGGAGAUAUUCACUCUAGGGGGGACUCCAUACCCCGAACUGCCUAUGAACGAACAGUUCUACAACGCCAUCAAACGUGGCUAUCGGAUGUCCAAACCCACCCACGCCUCUGAUGAAAUCUACGAUAUCAUGCAGAAGUGCUGGGAGGAGAAGUUUGAGAUCAGACCAUCCUUCUCACAGCUGGUGGUGCUUAUGGGAAACCUCUUGGUGGAUUGCUACAGAAAGAGGUACCAGCAGGUGGAUGAAGAGUUCAUGAAGAGUGACCACCCCGCUGUUGUCCGCACAAGACCCACAAUCCCCGGGCUGAACAACGCCAGGCUCACUGCCAGCUCCCCCACCAGCAGCAUCCUCUACACAGCCGUGCACCAGAACGGGGGCGAGAAUGAUUAUAUCAUCCCUCUUCCUGACCCCAAACCCGAGGCAAUCUGCGAUCUCCCUCAGGAGGCCUCCAUCAGCCGGGCCAGCUCUAUGCUGAACGAGGCCAACACAUCGUCUACAAUAUCCUGUGACAGCCCUCUGGGCCUCCGGCAGGACGAGGAGCAGGAAUCUGACCCACAGCCAGGCUGCCAGGAGCCGACCGCAGGGCACCAAGAGGUGGAGGAGAGUUUCCUGUAGUCAGAGCUGGGCUGACUCUGCAUCUCCCUACGGAGAGGCCAGCUGAGGGGCUGACCCAGACGUUACAGAGAGCCAUGCUUUGCGCUUUUACGUCGGGACAUCCCCACCUGUCCCAGCAUUCCUCCUUCCCUCCUGUCUCCCAGUGUUGCGUGGGGAAUUAAAGACUUUUCUCCAUUGCCAUCCCCUUCCCCCUUACAAAGAGGUGGCUCCGUGCAAGCAACCUUCCAGAUCACUGCCACAUCCUCCUCAGUGAUCAAACCACUGCAGGAGGGAGACAUCUCACAGACCAACAUCUUCUUUUCAAGUGGAAGACGUGGGUUGGAUCUCCACAAGAGACGCCACUUUCGGCAUUGCUAAGAUGAUACUCCAGCCUCUUCCCCCUCUAUGGCAAUGAGUUUCAUCUCCUCUGCACCAGCACUUCUCUGAUGGUCUCAGCACCAGCCACACCAUGGUUCUGUGAAAUGCCACCGGGACAGAUGAUUUGCUUGGAGCCCAUUGCUGGGGUGUAGAGAACCUGCAACACCAACCUUCAGCUGCUGGAGAUCAAGAGUACAUUGGGUAGAUUCUCCUCCAAGCACAGCCAAGUCCUGGAGAGACCAGCCAGCGUCUCAGAGAUACUGAAUCACCGUUUUCCUUUCUUGACAGCUCUUCCACGAUGGAUAGAGCGUCACAAGCACUACAGGUACCCAUGGCUCUGGGGCACAGCUCUGCACCCACCUAGAGGUGCUGUCACACCCUGAACCUUUUUGUGCCCAGCAUGGCACCAGGAGCCCCAAGGGCAUGCCAGGAACUCAAAAUGCUCUCACAAUGACUCUGUUGUAGUAACAAAGAGGGCAGUCCAGUGUUGUUCGUGUCAUCUGUGUGGACACUAAGCUAAUUAUUCUCCGUUGAAGAUUUAAAGGGAACAAAUAUAUUAAUCCACUAGCCAGGGCCAGUAUAAGGAAGCAAUAUGGCUAUUCAUUAAUCUACUGCCACUAAGCCCAGCUCAUCUGCUGGGAAAUCAUAUAACCCUGCCAGCUGCAAAAUCUUUGUGCCUUACCUUUGGGAAGCAAGGGCUCCCUUUUGAUAGACUGUUCAUCCGAACACCCUUUCUCAGGAUGGGAGGUCUCACCAGUCCCUCCUGAGUCAUAGCAAGACUAUGGGGAGCAAUAAGGAUGCCAGAACACCCACCCAGGGACAUCUCAAAAGAGAGAGAGGGAGAGAGGCUGGGAAGCUGAACUGUAUCUCACACCCUGCCACUUUCUGGGGGCCAGGCAUAGCCACUUGCAACCUGCCAGGGCUGCGGAUGAACUGUCAUGGGGAACCAAGCAGAGCAAGAGGAAUCAGGGAGGCUUCCUCUCUCUUGGAAACUGUUUUGAAGAAUAAAAGGGCAGAGACCUUCCUCCUGCUUCUCACCUCCUUCCUCGCUUCUCACAGGCAGGCCUGGGACUUCUUGUGCUCUCAGCUGGCACUUGAAUGAGGAGACUCAAAGCAGGAGGAACACCAGGCUUUUGAAAGCAGUUGUGAACCCCACGUCUGCAGAGAUGAAAGCUGGACCCCAAAAACUACAGGUCUGACACCACAGAAACUAGCAGGGUGUUUUUCUGAAAGGAGAAGUUUUGCCUUGCACUGAGCUCUGUUCGCUGCAUGCCCCCCACUCCCAUUAACCCCUUCAUUGCCCUACUCAUGCACAUCUCUGUGCAUCCUACAAAAACUGCACAGGCAGGUUUACAAAUUCAGAAAUUCAAUCAGCAUCUUGCUGGGCUUCUGCCACCUCAGAGCCACUGAGAAUUUUGGUUUUUUUCAAAAUACAAAACUUCUGCCAGAAAUCCCCAGAAAAACAGCUUCUGUUUUAAGUUGUCUAUUGUUGCAAUGCUGCCAUUUAUGCAGCUAAAAGAGGAGUGGGUGUUUUGUGGGCUGAUGUCCUUGGUAAAAUGUGAACAUAAGAAAUAGCACUUUUAUUGGCAGCCGGUGGAGUAUAUUUUCAGCCCGUGUGGUUAGAUUCCCCACCAUCCAUAGGAAACACACUGUGAAUGACAACUGUUUUUCCAUGUUCUGUUCCUCCUGCUUGUAAUGAAGGAGCCAUCUUCUGUGGCCACAGUUCAUGAAAUGAUCCUAACCGCAGAGAAGCAGUAACUUAUGAGAUCCUUGGGGUCAGACCACUUCAUUUUUCUAACAUGUAAGGUGCUUGGUAGGAUCCGUGUCACUGCAAUUUGAGCCCAUAGGAUGGCACAUCAGAUCAUCCUAAUAGCCCCUGUCCGCACCAGCUCCAUUUUUAAUUUGUCCUUCUCUAUCAAAGGUGACCAGAAGUACCCAGUACUCCAGGUGAGGUCAAAUCUAGACCUCACAUAGGGCAUUAAUAGUUCUGGUCUGUACUGGAUUUGACUUGCUUGGUGCAGCUUUGAAUAAUGUUGGCCUUUUCCCAGCCACAACAUACUGGUAGUUUGGAGUCAUCCUCUGACCAAUCUAAGCACCUACGUCUUUCUACUCUUGCAGCAUUUCUAACCAAGAUACUCCCCGCUGUUCCAGACAUUGGGUCAUCAGCACAUUUUGUAACAAACUGUUAUUUUUGGGCUGGACUGACUAAUAAAAAUAUUAAAUACUUCUAGCAUCAAGAGCAACCCUAGAGAGCUACUUUUACUACCUCCGUCCAGCCCAAAGAUUUCUGCAUCAAUUAACCCCUUCUCACCCUCCCUUUGGCCAUUUGCUUAUUUACUUUACAAACCCCAUACUAAACUCCAUCUUGUACAGAUUAAUUACUAAUUAAAUUACUAAUUUCGCACUAUCAAAUAGUUUCCACAGACCUGAAAGAGGAGAUCUAUUUCUUCCCUCAGGUAUCCUGUCCUAUUAGCUGGGCAUUAGCUACACUUGGAUGCCUAUUGUAUUUUGUCCCAUUUGUAGAUUUAUUGCAAUUAUUUUUUGGAUCAAAACCUGUUCUGGCUGCUGACAGAGUGCUAACCCCACCUCCCUCUUCCUUCUUAAAGUAGGUACGCCAGACUUUUUGCAAAAUGGUACCAUUCUCCACUCCAGAGAGAUAUGACCAAAUAUUUGCCUUUGGCCCUGUGAUUGCAAGGGCCAAGUCUUGCACUUUGUGGUACUUUCCUGUCCUUACUCAACUAUUCCCAUCACCAUUUAGCGAGGGCAUGCACACCUGCUACAGCGAGCAGAUCUUCUCAGCCAGGGACAGGCUGGCAGCUGGGCAAAGCCAACGUGUUUUGCUAAGCAACCCUGCAACUCUCCUCAAAGAGAGGGCUUGGCAGGGCUGAGGCUUACAGCAGCUCCCCAGACAAGCUCUCUCUGUUCGGGGAGCCAGCUCCAGCCCCCCGCUCCCUCUCUCUCUGCUGCCGACAUUCCAGUCCCUGCGUGGCCCGGCGGGUGAGGGCCAGGAGAAAUGGUCGGCUGUUCUGGGCCCAUCAGUUUUGUAACCGUAAUUUCUCCAGUGUGACUCUGAAGGGAACCGGUCCCUCCGGGUUUUUAGUUUUGAUGAUCAGUAUUUUUGUUUGGGUGGUUUUUUCUGUUUAGAGGUGGACCCAAACUGAGCCCCCCAAAAAGGGACACAUGCCACAGCUUGGGCCCAUCUCUAGUGCAAUAUCUUUUAUUUGUAGAUUAUAUUUUACUCUACAGCUGUUACAUCGUUAUCAGCACCAGUAUAUGCAUAAUCCUCCUGCCAGUCACUAUUUCAUACAUACCUAAGUGUAUCCCAGAAACUAAUGCGACACUCUGGUGUCUCUUUCCACAUUUAAGAUGCUUCUCAGACUGAUGUGUGCGCAGGUUUUAAUCCUUUUGUCCUUCUCGGUUUGAGAGUGUUACUAUUUUUUUAAGCGAGAGUGUCACGUUUAGUGUUUGUUUGUGUCGUGUUAAGAAAUCUAGAGCACAGCGGACUUUACUUGUAACUAAAUUGUCUCUGUUCACCUGCCAAGGGGACUGUGGCGGAGCCCCAUGGGGACGGGAGGCAGAAGUGCAGCGCAGAUGUGCAGCCAGGAGGAAGUCAGCCAGAAGUGAGAAACGGCUCUUCCCCUUCUUCCCAGUCAGGGCUCUGGGCUGGGGGAGAGACAGCACCACAAAUACAGGGUACUGGGCAGUGGGUUAGGUUUUGGCUGUGGGGAAGCCCGAGGCCUGCCUGUGUAAAGCUGGGCAGAUCUGGAGAAGGGGAUUUCACAGAUGUCUCCUUUUGGGGGCUUUUUCUAAAAUGAGAUGUCAGCUAAUGUGCUAAGGAGGCAAACCCCAUGCUCCAAUGCACAGGCGCAAGGAAGGGCUCUGGUCGGGCUCAGUGCUUAGCUCAGGUCCCAGGAUCGGUGGUGGCCAGUUCACAAUGCAAACCACAGGAUCUCCCAUGCAGACAGGAGAGCAGUGGGCUGCCAAGCAGCCCCAGGGAGCCCAGAUGCAGCCUGGCUGCGCUCCCACUUGGAGAACGUGAAGGUUGCCCUUUGGCAGCCCUCGGCAGCCUUUUGGCAGCCUUUGCCCCGCCUGGUUGCACAGGCAGAGAGCAGCCAGGGCAGCUGCAGGUCCUCACUGGGCGCUGGGCAGCUCCUGGGCCAUGCACAGAUCCUUCCCACAGCACAUAUCCCAGCCCUGGCUAGAUGCUGAGCAGCCAGCACUGACUGUAACAGUGGAGGCACCAUGUUGUCUGCAGGACUUGCCCAGGCAGGCCAAGUAUUGUUAAAAAAUCAGAUUUCAUGGGCCAGCACAUGGGCUGCUGGGCUUCCAGCAUAAUUCUCUUGUUUCACCCGAAGGGCUGAAGUCUCUGGGACAUGCCAAGAUGGAUCCAGUUGGCUUUGGCAAAGGCAGGGGAACUGCUUCAGUGUAGCUCCAGCAGCACUUUGGAGAGAUGCCUCUUGCAGGGGUGGGAGGAGGCAGGGAAGCCAACUCAUGCUGGGAGGCCUACAGCGUCCCAUCGUUCCCAUCCUUUCCUCCUUAAUGGAUUGCACCAGAACUGCAAAGCUUGCCCAAAGCGUGCCCUCUGCCCUCUCCCCCUCCUGCUGUUGCUGGCAUCACGCUGUUACUCUGCAGCAUCUCUGAACAGAAGCAGCACCUGCCUCCAUGCUAUCUGUUGGAAACCAUCCUGAGGGCAAAGGAAAAAACAGAGUUCAGAAUAAGGUACCAAAGAGUUAACAUUUUCCUAGGUUUACAGAUAUAUUUGUAGGAUUUGUACUAUGUCACAUCUAUAGCCAUGAGAUAUUAUUUUUAUGCUGUAAACUUUUACAAAUACAUUUUUAAAGAAAGAGUUUAAAAAUAAAGGUGUUUUUCUUUUUGCAAAGUU